AUGGGAUUCCUCGGUGUAUACACGGCUGUGUACGAUUAUCACCCCCAAGCAGAGGGGGAACUCGAGCUUCGUGAAGGAGAUUUGCUCUACUUGCUCGAGAGCAGUGCUGAAGAUGACUGGUGGAAAGCGAAGAAGAAGGCGGACAGAGAAGAUGAGGACGAACCGGAGGGUCUCGUGCCCAAUAACUAUGUUGAAGAGGCUCAACCCGUUCAUGUAGCAAAGGCGCUCUACGAUUACACACGCCAAACAGACGAAGAAGUGUCGUUUUCGGAAGAAACGGAGCUGGUUGUAUACGACACUUCAGAUCCAGACUGGACGUUAGUCGGCGUCAAUGCAGAUUACGGAUUUGCCCCCGCAAAUUACAUUGAAAUUGUGGCAGAUCACGGCGCCGCUGCCGAGACAUCAGAGCCUGCUGCUGGGUACGCUGCUGAGCCGCCAGCUCCCGCGCUUCCUCAGCGCCCGCCCGUGCCCCCGACAGCGGCAGAGCCAGAAGAAGAACCUCCUGCCCAGCCACCAAGGUCUCCUGUCGAUACGGCCCAGAAUCCAGCAGCCGCAGCCAUCGCCGAUAUUAUUCAUAAGCAGAAUGCGUCGCCUGUUGAGGAACAUGAACCUCCUACUCCUCGCGCCAUACCUCCUCCACCCCAACCGACAUAUGAGCCCGAGGAUAACUACCGCAAUGAACCGUCUCCUCCUCCCCCGAGUCUGCCGCAGCGGCCUCCGUCGCAGCAAGUCUCACCGCCGGUCCGGCAGCGUUCGCCCCCAGCAGCUCUGCCCAGCCGCCCACAGAUUGUGGCAAUCAAAGAUGACGACCAGGAGGGACAUGUGAAGGAGUCUCCCCCGUACAACCGUGUUGGACAACCCGCUCCGCGUUCCCCUUCGGGAUAUCAUAUGUACAACAUUAAUGAAAUGGUCGAGGCUAUGGGUAAAAGAAAGAAGAUGCCAACGACACUGGGUAUCAAUGUUGCUACGGGAACCAUCUUCAUCUCGCCGGAAGGAGAUGGGGAGCACCAGGAAUGGACAGCAGAGAAGCUCUCUCACUACUCAAUUGAAGGGAAGCACGUUUUCGUCGAUCUGGUUCGCCCCAGUAGAAGCAUCGACUUCCACGCCGGAGCCAAGGAUACCGCUCGUGAAAUUGUCGCUGCUCUCGGCGAGAUCUGCGGUGCCUAUCGGGCCGAGGGGUUGAAGGAAGUUAUCGCCGCUAGCACCGGUGGCGGUGGAAAUAAGAAGGGUCAAAUUUCGUACGACUUCAUGGCGCAGGGCGAUGAUGAGGUGACCGUGGCUGAGGGCGAUGAAGUCGUCAUCCUUGAUGACACGAAAUCGGAAGAGUGGUGGAUGGUACGUCGCGUGAAGAACGGCAAGGAAGGCGUUGUCCCUAGCAGCUAUAUUGAGGUUACCGGCUAUGUCUCCAAGGAGCCAACCGGAAUUGAGUCGGGGCUGUCGACCGUGGAGAAGAACCGCCUGGAAGAGUCCCGACUGGCCAAGGAAGCCCUGAGAAAUGCGCGAACCGACUCUAUUGACUCCAAGGGCUCGGAUCGUCAGAAGCGCGAAAACAAGGCUGGCAGCAGACCGAAGCCCGAUUCGAGUAAGGUGCGGCGAUGGACGGACCGUACGAAGACCUUCACUGUGGAUGCGCAGUUCAUCGGACUGCGGGAAGGGAAUAUUCACCUGCACAAAACGAACGGUAUCAAGAUUGCGGUCCCUAUCCCGAAGAUGUCGGUUGAAGAUUUGGAAUAUGUCGAAAAGGCUACCGGUGUGUCUCUGGACGAAGACAAGCCGCUCUCUGAUGUUCGUCGUCGCAGCAACUCUCGUGCGGAAGCCGAUACCAGAAAGGCCGGCGCGUCGUUCCAGCAGUCUGAUUAUGACUGGUUCGACUUCUUUUUGAAAGCGGGUGUUGGGCCUCACCAGUGCGAGAGAUACGCCCAGAACUUUAUCCGGGAUUCUAUGGACGAAAGUGUGCUUCCAGAUAUCACACCUGAGAAUCUCCGUACUCUGGGUCUUAAGGAAGGUGAUAUUCUCCGAGUGAUGCGCUACCUGGACACCACCCUUGGUCGAACCGGCUCCAAGUCCAAGGCAAGGAACGUCAGCUUUGGUGGCGAGGAGAUCAUUGGCAACGGCGAGGACGGUGGUCCGAGUGGCCUCUUCUCCGGCCCUGGUGGUGCUCUACACAACAACACUCGGAAGGGCAGACCGGCUCCAGCCGUCCAGACAGGUGAUGUUGUUGAUCCCAAGGUGUUUGAGCAGAAGGAUGGGACCAAACCACAGGAACAAGUCGAGACCUCCUCGACCCCGGCUGCAUCCGAGAAGCCUGUCGAAGGUGGAUUCGAAGAUGAUGCUUGGGAGGUCAAGCAUCCUAAACAACCUGCUACAUCUGCUCCUGCUGCUGCUACUGCUCCUGCGACAGCUGCCGCUACUUCACCAACGGCUCCCGCCACGACAUCACCGCCUCCUGCUCCAGGCCCAACGCCGCAGCAACUUACAGGCGCAUUGGCGGAUCUAUCUAUCCUUCACCCGCCUCUCCAACCCCAGCCUACGGCAGCUCCCCAGCCGCAGCCUGCGGCACCGAUUGUGCAGCCCCAACCGACUGCGCAGCCCUCGCCAGUCUCACCUCAGCAGCCACAACAAACCGGUGCCAGUCCAAACUUCUUCGCUCAAUUGGCCCAGCAACCCACUGGCCUUCAGCAGCCGUCGCGUCAACGUCCGCAGCCGCCUCAGACUGUUGGACAGAGUUCGCUUCUCCCUCCCCCUCCACCCCGGCCUCUGUCGGCACCUCAGAACUUCUCUCAGCAGCCUACUGGAUUUGGCGCAACUCCGUUGCAACCGCAGUUGACCGGUAUCCCUCAAACUGGACCACAGCUUGCCCCUCCGGGGCAGAGUCUGGCCGAACUGAGCCAGCAGCGUUUCCAGCCACAACCAACAGGCUUCCAGCCACAACCAACAGGAUUGCAGCCGCAGCCCACAGGGUUCCAGCCGCAGUCUCAAUUUGGAAUUCAACAGCAGCAGCAGUUGCAAGCUCAGCAACCGGGUCAGUUCGGGUUCCAAGCCUUGGCACCGCAACCAGCGGGCUUCGGGGGCUUCCAGCCGCAGCCGCAGCAGCCGAUGGCGACCGGCAUCAAUUCUAUGCUCCCCCCCGCAUUGCAACCUCAGCCCACUGGCUUGCAGCCUCAGCCUACUGGUCUAAGCGGUUUUGGGGGCAUGUCUUACAACACCUCUUCUCCGCCAGUGCCUCCGAUUCCACAGCAGCCCACUGCUGCGCCUUUGCAGCCGCAAAAGACCGGGCCUCCUCCCUCUGUCCGCUUCGGUGUUAAGCCCGGGGAAACCAAGAAGCUUGCUCCACAGCCUACGGGAAUGAAGGCCAAUCUUGCGCAAGCUACACCCACGAACCCGUUCGGUUUCUAA
Messenger RNA from Aspergillus chevalieri, 3396 nucleotides. It is a transcript of the gene SLA1, whose product is annotated as cytoskeletal protein-binding protein SLA1. Gene Ontology annotation, cellular component: nucleus. The transcript is spliced from 3 exons. Bases 1 to 3396 code for a protein of 1131 amino acids. Gene Ontology annotation, molecular function: cytoskeletal protein binding; identical protein binding; protein-macromolecule adaptor activity. Gene Ontology annotation, biological process: regulation of actin filament polymerization; actin cortical patch assembly. The record is from RefSeq and is a predicted model, not a curated record. Lineage: Eukaryota; Fungi; Ascomycota; Eurotiomycetes; Eurotiales; Aspergillaceae.